Molecule: messenger RNA, 321 nt
Organism: Striga asiatica
Lineage: Eukaryota; Viridiplantae; Streptophyta; Magnoliopsida; Lamiales; Orobanchaceae
Source: the annotation of a GenBank genome assembly
AUGGACAGCAUCAAGGCUCGGAAUUUGGCCGGCAUGGGCGGGGCUUUCGAGUGUUUGUCGGCAUUAAUGGAGAUUGGUGACGUGGAUUUGAAGGAGAGGAUUGGAGUGGAGGCAGUGAAAAUUGGAGUGGAGAAAGCAAGGGAGUGUAUUGUUAACAGCAUUGAGUUGUUGGAUGGUAGAGAGACCAUCUUGAGCGAUUUUUAUAAUCCUUUACACGAUUUGGAGUAUUACAAUUUUGAUUAUGCGUUUGUUGUUUGUUUGUAUUUCGGGUUGUACUUGUUCUUGGCUUUGCUCUAUUUCUUGUUCUGGCGAGGCAAUUAA